GCGGGACGGUGGGACAUGGCGGCUGUGCGGCUCAUGCUGGGGCUUGUGCUGCUGAGCGCUCAGGGCGGCUUCGGGGCAGGGAGCACGAUCUGGACUUCCGUCGAUGAUGAUGGCUCCAGAACCCGCCUCACAUGCGCCUUGAAUCACAGCGCCACCGAGAUCGUGGGCCACCGCUGGGUGAAGGGGGGCAAGGUGCUGAAGGAGGACGCGCUGCCCGGCCUGAGGACGGAGUACGACGUGGACUCGGACGACCGCUCGGGCCAGUACUCCUGCAUCUUCCUUCCAGAACAUGCGGGCCGCACCGACCUGGAAGUGAAGGGGCCCCCCAGCGUCAAGGCGGUGAAGAAGUCGGAGCACGCCACCGAGGGGGAGACUGUGGUGCUGGCCUGCAAGUCGGACUCCUUCCCGCCCGUCGCAGACUGGCAGUGGUCCAAGAUGACCGACUCUGGGGACCAGGCCAUCACUAACAGCUCCCAGCACAAGUUCUUCGUGGUCUCCUCGGAGACCAGGACAGAGCUGCAUAUCCCAGACCUGGACCUGAGCUCAGACCCCGGCAAGUACGUGUGCAACGGCACCAGCUCAGAGGGCUCUGGCCAGGCGGUCAUCACGCUGCGCGUGCGCAACCGCUUCGCCGCCCUCUGGCCCUUCCUGGGCAUCGUGGCCGAGGUGCUCGUGCUGGUCACCAUCAUCUUCAUCUACGAGAAGCGGCGGAAGCCGGACGAGGUCCUAGACGAUGAGGACGCCGGCUCUGCUCCACUGAAGAGCAGCGGGCACCACGUGAACGACAAAGACAAGAACGUUCGCCAGAGGAACUCCAGCUGAGAGAAGGUCCAGGUGGAGCCGCGGUGCCAAGCAUCCUGCCGUGAGAAGCCAGUGCUGUGGGGUCACUGCAGGUCUGAGCACGUGGCCGCCCUGGGAAGAGGGUGUCAGCUGCUCUUCUCAGAGCAGGAGCCGCUGUGAUGGGCCUCUCUCCCCACCCCACCUUCCUACUCCCCAAUAAAGUCUGACCCCUCAUA
This is a messenger RNA of Lagenorhynchus albirostris (white-beaked dolphin), 1016 nucleotides long. It is a transcript of the gene BSG, whose product is annotated as basigin (Ok blood group). Bases 16 to 822 code for a protein of 268 amino acids. The transcript is spliced from 7 exons. Gene Ontology annotation, cellular component: cell-cell junction. Gene Ontology annotation, biological process: cell-cell adhesion. The record is from RefSeq and is a predicted model, not a curated record. Gene Ontology annotation, molecular function: cell adhesion molecule binding. Lineage: Eukaryota; Metazoa; Chordata; Mammalia; Artiodactyla; Delphinidae.